CUUUAUUUUACAUUGACUUACAUAGAAAAUUGACUGCGCUGUCAUUAGACAUGCCAACUACAGUCAAUUUUGCGUCUUUAUAGAUCACAACAAUUUAUUGCUGCAGUUGCCAACAGUGGCAAUCAUGGGCUGUCAACUUUAGACCAGAUUCCAAAUUAUCGUUAAUUCCCUUUGAAAAUUUAUCACGAUUUUACCAUUGCAAAUCACCAGUGGGACUUUAUUCCGCAAUGUUGUUUUCUUUCAGCCUCCAAAACCUCGACGCACCGCUAAAGCAAAACAAGGCCAAACGUAUCAAAGUAUGGGUGAAAGGCGACCAUAAUUGCCACGAAUUUACUAUCAACCCCAAACAAUUUAGAACGUGGAAUUCCAUCUUGUUGCACAUAACCGAUGUCAUACAACCUAACUUUGGGGCAAUCAGAAGAUUGAUUUCUUUGAGAUCCAACGAAGAGGUGUGGAAUUACGAUGAUUUAAGUGAAAACGAUAAAUAUAUAGGAUUUGGAAGUUCCUCACAAACGCAACUUAAUCCCAAAGAAUACAGAACUAAUCAGGAACUCGAGUUGGAGAGGAAAAAAUCCAUAAGGAAAGUGUAUGCUGGCCCAAAACACUUUGGCGAUACCAGAUUCAUAUCUGAGUUACAAAAAAAGAAUGUAACAGUGAUUUAUGCCACCCUAAAUGGGGUAAACGAUCAACCACCACAAAAAGUAGUUUUUAAUAGAUUCGACUUCAACAACUGGUACAUUAUUAUUAACUAUUUAUCCAGGAUUUUGAGUAUUCCAGAAGGUAUUGGAAAGAUUUGCACUAUUCAUGGAAUUUCUAUAAAAGAUGCCUUUGAAUUCCAACCGGGAUAUCUUUAUGUAGUAGUUCCCAAUAACCAUCAAUUCUUGAGAGUUGAUUAUUUAAAAAUAUUCGACUUGUACAGAACUAUACAGAAUAGAAUGAAGAUGAUAAAACGUGGCGGAAAAAAGAAAUUUGAUUCACGAGUUGUUCAAGGUUUUGUAAAAAUUCAGAAUGUGGAUUAAACAUUUAAGAAGUCGGAUCACUUUGGUGGAUAUGGACUGGUACUGGUAAAUCAUCUAAUUCAUUGCCAUUAUCUUAGAAAGAAGACAUCAUUAAUGGACAUUUGAAGAAAGAGAGGCUAGAACAUUACACAAAUAAAAGAAAUACAUUUUUGUUUUCGUAAAAUAAAUUAUUUGCUUCUGGAAAAUUGUCUAAGUUCUAUUUUACUCUAGGAAUAUGUUUUUGGAUAUUGGAGACGUCGUUACAUUAAAAUUACUUUAACACAAAAUCAAAUUGUAAUAAUAUUCGUUAGUUUAAGGAAUAAAGUCUAAGUUGAUGAUCA
Molecule: messenger RNA, 1339 nt
Organism: Psylliodes chrysocephalus
Lineage: Eukaryota; Metazoa; Arthropoda; Insecta; Coleoptera; Chrysomelidae
Source: the annotation of a GenBank genome assembly